AUGGCACUGAAAAGUCCUAAGAGCGGAAACAGCACCGAGUGUCACUAUUGGAAUUACUCCUUCCGAUGGACCGAUCUUCACUCCUCUGCCGACGAUCUCCGGCCUCGGGCAUACACUUGCGAUACCCUCGCCGAUCAGUGUGUGGAACGUCUGAACCAGAUCCCGCUGGGAGACGAUGUUGAUAAACGACCCUUCAAGAAAGACCUUUACGGUCUGCUGCGCGACCAUUUCGAUGACGACCCAAAGCUCAAGGAACUUUGGACCGAGAUCAACACGGUGCCCGACUGGGUAGACUGGGACCAGAUCCAACGUGGCCAGGAUGUUUUCUUCCGCUACGGGCUCCCGAUUCUCAACACGCUCAGUUUUGAAAGUCUACUAGGCGGAAUGGGAGCGACCCGUGUCGUUGAGACACUCGCCCGGACAGGAGGGUUCGGUGCAAAGGUCGUACGCCGAAGACUUCUCGAAACCCUCCAGCACAUUCUUCAAGUCAGCAACUCCGUGGAGGGAAUCAAACCGGGUGGAGAAGGUCACAUUUCGUCAGUUCGAGUCCGACUACUGCACUCCACCGUACGUUUGAAAAUCCUAAGUCUGGUCAAUCAACAACCGGAGUACUACGACAUCGAUAAAUACGGAACUCCAGUAAGCGACCUCGAUUGCAUAGGGACAAUCAACACGUUCUGCAGCUCUGUGGUCUGGCUAGGCUUGCCUCGACAGGGAAUCUAUCUCAGCAACCAAGAGAUCGAGGACUAUAUCGCAUUAUGGAGACUCGUGGCAUAUUAUAUGGGAACGCCAACCGAACCUUUUGAAAAUACCGCCAAAGCUCGCGCUAUGAUGGAGUCUCUUCUGAUUUCCGAGAUCGAUCCCUCUGAGAUUGGGAAAGUACUUGCGAAAAACAUCAUUCUUGGCCUCGAGAAUACGGCUCCAACCUAUGCGUCGAAAGAGUUCAUGGAGGCCAUGAGUCGGUUGCUGAAUGGUGAACUGUUGUCUGACCAGCUUGAGAUCCCUAAAUCCAACCUUUAUUAUCGCCUGUUGAUAUGGGGUUAUUGCUUUUGGGUCAUGGCCGUGUCCUACAUUAUACCCAGGAUAUACUUCCUGGACAAAACUAUGAUUGUGUUCCGUCGCAAUUUCUUCAACAGGAUGAUACUUGAUGAGAAAAUGGGCCUCGGUGGGGAGUCGCGGUUCGACUUUAAAUACGUUCCCAGCCUCACCGGGACAACUCGUCUUGGGCAACGGAGGAGUACGAAGUUUGAAAGACCUGGCAUUGAAAGCUUAGCUCACCUGGGACUUCUGUGUGCCUUCACUGGUAUGGUCACAAUGGGGAUGGGGUUCGUCUUCGCGGCCAGGAUGAUUCCCUCUCACCUCCAGCUCUUUUCGGUUCUUUGA
This is a messenger RNA of Penicillium olsonii, 1383 nucleotides long. Lineage: Eukaryota; Fungi; Ascomycota; Eurotiomycetes; Eurotiales; Aspergillaceae. The record is from the annotation of a GenBank genome assembly.